UAGGUGCAAAAUGCCGUCCCACGAGAGGGGAGUGGUUUCAAGUGGAACCUGGGAGGAGGGAUGAUUGCAACACAAAAGAGCAAGGGAAUAUGGGAGGUAGAAGAAAUUAAUCUUACCUUGAAAAUCUGCCUGCUUUACACACAGAGGUGAGCUGCCUGGCUGCCGCACCUCACCUACUGUGCAGGGCAGUGACUCAGGCAGGAAGAGGUGUUCACAUUGCCUCCCAGGCCGGGCUGGAGAAAGGAAUUUACUCAACCGUCCCGGGAAGGCUUUGAGAAACUCAUCUUUUAUCCAGUUACCAAGAACCUGAAACAAACUCCCCCCUGUGCUGCUCAGCCCGCAGAGCACGGACUUGUCUUCCCGAUGCCUAACCCCGCCUGGCUGGGGGCUGUGCUCGUCCUUGGGGUACAGCUCCGAGCACUGUGGCCUGUUGCAGCCAUAGAAGUUUAUACUUCUAAGGAGGUGGUUGCUGUGAAUGGAACUAACCCACGGCUCAAAUGCACCUUCUCCAGCAGCAGCCCUAUUAGCCCACUGCUGUCGGUGACCUGGAACUUCCAGCCUGAGGACCUGAGCUCUCAUGAGCCAGUAUUUUAUUAUCUCAAGGAGCCCUACACGCCAUCCGCUGGGCGGUUCAAAGGGCGAGUCACUUGGGAUGGGAAUAUUGAGCGGUAUGAUGCUUCCAUCAUUAUCUGGAAUUUACAGCCCACUGACAAUGGAACAUUCACCUGCCAAGUGAAGAACCCACGAGACAUCGAUGGCACCAUUGGAGAAGUGCGACUCAGAGUUGUGCAGAAAGUGAAUUUCUCAGAAAUCCACUUCCUUGCUAUAGCCAUUGGGGCUGCGUGUGGUCUGAUGAUCAUCGUGGUGACAGUUGUGAUUGUCUGUCGACAUCGUCGGAAGAAAAAGCAAGCAAAGACAAUCGAGGUGGCAGACACUGAACUCAGUAGAGAAAAAGAGAAGCUGAAGAAUAUAGAAGAAAAGGAAAUCACUCCAUUAGAAGACUAGAGGUCUCUGAUAGCAUAUACAUUGCAGGUACUUCUAAAGCAGAUGGUAAAAGCUUGUAAUUUUGGAUCUUAGUACCAUGCUGAAUUACAGACGCCUGAUGCUAGAAGUGUGGUAUCCCUGCUCAACCUGUAAUUCCUGCAGGAAAAGAGAGUGACCAUAACAUAAGUUAUAAAGUGUUAUUUCCUUCACUGAAGAACAACAAGAGGCCCUUGUCCCAUGAACAAGGAACUGUCCUUAAUCUCCAUGGUUGCCAAAUGUGAACAAAUUGGUUGUGAGGAUGAAACGUCAGCCGGUUUGAACGAGAUGAGUGACUGGAUAGAUAUUUGCUGAGCACCUUAAAAAACAAAAGGUCCAUUUGUGCUGCCAGAUUAUCGCACCCUGUUAUCACCUAAAGGAAGACCAUUGGGUGAGGGAUCGGAGGAGCUGCUACAAUGUACUUUUAGCCUCUUUGCUACUCUAAGUGGAAAGUGUUACAGAUAAGCAAUGUCUGCAGUUUCUUGUUAGGGAUAACUGGACCUGGGGGUGUAUUUUUCACUCUAGUAGGCUUUGUCCUUGGGAUAGCUGAGAAAACAUCCUCCCACUGACACAGCUCUGUUUAUAUGGAUGCUGCUUAUAUACCACCAGCACAUCUCACUCCUGUCAGUCCAUCUAUUCAACUCAUACCCUGUAUUUCCAUCAAACCUCAAGCAAACGGAACCCCAGCUCACUAAAACCGCUGAGCUAUUCCAGUGUUUAACCAACACUAAAUCAAAAUAUCAGCCUGUUUAUUUAAAGUGUAACUUUAUGGCUUUAUAACUCCGCGUGUAACACGCUGAGCGCGUUAUCUGUUUGUACAGUUUUGUUUUGUGUCACGUUCGUCAUAAAUAAACUCGGUUUGUGGAUAGAA
Messenger RNA from Coturnix japonica (Japanese quail), 1891 nucleotides. It is a transcript of the gene MPZL2, whose product is annotated as myelin protein zero like 2. Gene Ontology annotation, cellular component: plasma membrane. Gene Ontology annotation, biological process: cell-cell adhesion. The record is from RefSeq and is a predicted model, not a curated record. Lineage: Eukaryota; Metazoa; Chordata; Aves; Galliformes; Phasianidae.